Messenger RNA from Crotalus tigris (Tiger rattlesnake), 3286 nucleotides. It is a transcript of the gene KCTD4, whose product is annotated as potassium channel tetramerization domain containing 4. Gene Ontology annotation, biological process: protein homooligomerization. NCBI's taxonomy places the organism in Eukaryota, Metazoa, Chordata, Lepidosauria, Squamata, Viperidae. Gene Ontology annotation, molecular function: protein binding. The coding region runs from base 1813 to 2748 and encodes 311 amino acids. The record is from RefSeq and is a predicted model, not a curated record. The transcript has a single exon.
GCUGCUCCUGAUUGUAUCCCCCUCUUAGAGACGGCUGACCUCCGCAGUGUCUCAGGUCUAACUUCAUUUCCAAGAGCUGCUUUGAACUCCACAGGUGGGGGGGGAGGCAGCCCCCCCAUCCCAUCUUGCCUUGUGCAGCUGCUCUGCAAUCCCGGGAGAAAGACACGGCUGCUUUAAAGCAUCGCAGCUGGGUGAGCCGGCCUUGGGCUCGGAGACACCGCUUGGAGGCCCCCUCCGAAGGGCUGCGCUGCUUCCGUCAGGAAUGCCUAGCCAACGGAAGGCGCACGGGGAAACCGUUGCAGGUUGUGCCUCUCCUCCCUACCUCUGUGACGCCACAGACCCUCUUGGAAGCAUCAAACGCAUCCAAAAGGCCAACCCAAUACAGGGGGUCCCCAACCUUGGCGACCGUUUGAAGUUACAAGGCCGUCCCAAAGGACACUUGUGACUGUUUUCACGCUCACGAGCGUUGCAGCAUCCCCAGGAUAUUCUGAUUAAAAUCUAAACGCUUGGCAAACCGACUCGUACUUAUGACGGUUGCCAUGUCCCGCGGGUCCUUCUGACCAGCAACGUCAAGGAGGGGGGGGGGUGAAGUCAGGUUCACUUAACCACCGGUUACUAACUUAACCCCUGCAGUCAUUCGCAUUCACAAUUCUGGCAAGAAAGGGGUAGGAUGGGGCCACAUUCGCUUAACAAAUGUCUUGCUUAGCGGUGGAAAUUUUGGACUCGUAAGCCGAGGAACACCUGUAGCUAGAAAGUCCUCCUUGAUUCCUGUGAUUCUGACAAAUAAAACGCCAGCUACCUCCGUUUCAUAGGCUCCCUCCUGUAGGGAAAGCUAGGAAUCGUUAAGCCGCUGUGCUUCUGGUCUGGCACGGAAAGCUGCAGUUUCUCCCCUUCUCCUCUUGGGAGAUCUCAGCCCUCUAUUUUUUUCCCCCGCUUACACCUUGCUGCAAAUGUUUGCAUUUUGGAAAACUCCGCCUUAAAGCCACGGCAGCUACACCCAGAAGCAAGCCAGCUGCGUGGAAGUGUUACUAAGGGGUUAUGCUACUGGCGCGCCGAGGUUUGACCUGCCAAAAUCCUCUUCUCCACAGGAAACACGGAAUCCCAUUUUUACUGGAAAGAAACGGGGUCCCUCGACUAUUUAUCUCCCCAAGAACCCAACUCUAGAUAGGUCCUCUUGUCUGUCGCAAUUUGCAGGCAAAGCGUGGCUUUGUGUCCUGAAUAACACCCAACCCCUUACAAUCCUGUUUCUCAGGCUAUUUGAAAGCAAAUUCCACCCUAGCAGCGCCACGUAAAAUCCACGCUUCUUGCCGAGGGUUUCAAAGCGGAACUGCCGGGUUUUCAAUAUUUUAACUGCUGCCUUUUUUGUCUCCAAAGAUGCCCAGCCAACAAUGAGGAUGCAAAGCUCUGGAAAAACGAGUCGGCUGUCUUAAAACGGAACGGGGUUCCCAUUUUUUUCUUUCUUUCAAAGAAGGGUUAUGAAUCCCUUAAAAAGGUAUCUCGUUGCACAAAAAAAGGGAAUGAAAUAAAGGCGUGCUCUUUUGUUUCAUCCAUCUCUCCCCCCCUCCCCAAAUCUGGCUUCCCCACGCGGGCAUUCACUUUCUGACUUUCUCCCUUAAUAAUGUCAAUUCUGGGGACUUCCAAGAGGCAAGGAAAGACACUUUUUUUUCUCUCCCUCCGCCCCCCCUCUCCUCUGCAACCAUCCUCUUACCCUCACACGGUUAAAUGCAAAUUCAGCUUCCCAGACCUGCUCCUAGGAACACGCAGCACACACAGUUCCUACGCCACCUACUGCAAAGCUGAGCUGACAAGCUCAUGCAAGACUCAGGGCACUUCUUACCGACUAGCCUGCUUCCCGGGCUGAAUCGAGGGGUUUUCGGAAGGAAAUCUCCUGCCUGCCCGAAGCAGAAAAGAGGAGCAAGGCAAGGCGGCCGGGAGGGUGACCCUAGGAGCAUCCUUCGGAGCAUCCCGCGCCAACGAGCCCACCACCGGCUGUGUGAAAUGGAGAACGGGAAGAAAGGCAGCAGCCAGUCGGAAGGCAGCGACCAAGACAAGAACCAUAACAUGUCUCCAGUGACUCUCAACGUGGGGGGCUACCUCUACGUGACCCAGAGGCAAACUCUCACCAGAUACACGGACUCCUUGCUGGAAAGAGUGGUGAACGGGAAGACGCUCUGCCCGUCGGACGCAGAGGGCCAUUUUUUCAUCGACAGAGACGGUCUCCUCUUCAGACACGUCCUGAACUUCCUAAGGAACGGGGAGCUGCUUCUCCCCGAGGGCUUCAAGGAGAGCCAACUUCUGGCCCAGGAGGCGGAAUUUUUCCAGCUUCACCUCUUGACGGAGGCAGUGAAAUCCAGGUGGGAGAAGGAGCAGCUGGCCUCCCGGGAAGCUACCUUCUUGGAGAUCACCGACAGCCACGACCGUGCCCAGGGCCUGCGGAUUUUUUGCAACGCGCCCGACUUCAUCGCCAAAAUCAAAUCCCGCAUCGUUCUGGUCUCGAAAAGCCGGCUGGACGGUUUCCCCGAAGAGUUCUCCGUCUCUUCCAACAUCAUUCAGUUUAAGUACUUCAUCAAAUCGGAAAACGGGACCCGGCUGGUGUUGAAGGAAGACAACACCUUCGUGUGCACCUUGGAGACGCUCAAGUUUGAGGCCAUCAUGAUGGCCCUCAAGUGCGGCUUCCGGCUGCUGACCAGCCUGGAUUGUUCGAAAGGAUCCAUCGUCCACAGCGACGCGCUUCACUUCAUCAAGUAAUGAACUUGGGGGCCCAAGGCCACAAAAGCAUGCAGCCGGUCGGUCUCAUCAAACUUCCAACCGUCGGCCGACGGUUUAUCCGGCUCGGCUAAUCCCACAGCCCUGCGGCUCAUGAAUUCACGAGAACUCGUGGUAUGUAACAUUGGUAAAAGCCCACCUGCCAGUUCGUUGUGUCCGUCUGAAUAACAACCACCGUAAUAAAAGCAAAAGAAAAAAAAAGGGGGUGUUUGUGAGAUGUGAUCAAAACCAAAGGGAGCGCUGAAGUGUUUGCUCGCUUCUGCUUUUCUCACGCUGAGCCCGGGGACGAACGAACAGGCUGGUCUGCAUUUCAGCACGGACAGAAUGCGUUGCUUCACCCUCCGCUCCAGAAUGAUAAAAAUGCUCUUCUCGUUCUGGCUGUUAUUUAUCUUUCUAGGCUGAUCCUGGUUCCAGUGGGAAAACAGUUUGUCUCUCGGUUGGUUGAUCUUUAAAUACGCAGCGCGGUUGCAGGAAUUGGGGAUGUUUAGUUUAAUGGAAAGAAGGACCAGGGGGUGACCUG